UCGGGCUGGGAGAGGGAGGAUGAUGAGACUGACACAAGGAGGGAAGUUCGAAGGGAGCACAUGUUGGGGGAGUUGGAUUGAAGCCGCACAAGUGAGGCAGGUGCUGUCCUAACCGGAGGAAGGUCAUCACGCACAUAGCCCCCCCUGCAUCCUCAUCUCCUGAACAUCUCCGAGAGUGUGGAAAGCCUGCAUCCAGGCCUCGUCCUGGACACCAACAAGCUCGCUGAGAGCUCCGCAGAGGGGGAAUGCUGCGGGAGCUGCUCAGCUCCUUCUGGACCCCCCAUUAUGCAAAGUGUGCCCACUUUGGAAGAGCCAGUCUUCACCACGGUGGAUCUGUGCCAAGAUGGAGAAGAAGAUGACAGCUAUCUGACAGCAAAUGAAGGAGGGAUGGAGGAGCUCAGCGGUCAGGAUUCAAAUUCUGAAGAUCUGCGAAGGAAGGAAAAACGAUUACCUUUCCAGAUCUUCCCUGAUCCAGUCGAGGUAGUUCUUGGCCCAGAGACGUCUUUGAACAGCUUGGCUCAGAACCACCAGAGGGAGCGUCUACCCUCCAUCGUUGUGGAGCCCACUGAGUUGAGCGAGGUGGAGAGCGGAGAACUACGCUGGCCCCCAGAAAACAUCGACAUGGGCGAGGAUGAAGAGGACCUCUUCUUGGAGCAGUGCAUCCCCCCAGCCAACAUUGCUGACUGGGGAGAGGAGGAUGAGGAGGAGAGAACAUCAGUUUUUCUGAACCAGCAGCAAGGAUUGACACUCAUUGACCUACAGUCAGAUGAGUUUCGAGAUGACACCCCCACACUUCCACCAAGCUGUGCUCCGGCCCUCAACCGAAACCUCUGAGGACCCCGUGAGGAAACAAUAACAAGUUGACACUGACAAUGAAAGAUUAUGCGUGUGAGCUGAAAGACUAAACAGCAUUGCUGAAAAAGGAAAAUAUGCUCAAGUGCUGAUAAGCAGCCAGUGAAGCUUACAGAGAAGCCAUAAAUGGGCAUGUCUGUACACUUGGCAACAUGCUGAUGAAGAUAAUCACACAAACAGAAAUGGUAAAAUGCAAAUAUUCACAGAACAUUACCCUUUUUGUGUCUUUUUUCAACUUUUAGUCAUUGCUUCAUGUGUGAUUUUACUAACUCCCACUUUUGAAGGCCAGUGAGUCAUAGUGCUAAAAAAGGACAUGCUUGUGUUGAAAGAGGACAUGCUGGUGUUGCAUAUUGUACUGUUCCCCAAAGAUCCCUAAACCUAUUGAACUCUAUCAUCAACCGUUUUCUAACCCAAUGGGGACUUCUGUGGAUAUUUAGAAGAUAAAUCUCUAUCACUCAUGAAACAGUCACAUCAUACAGUGUAUAUGGGGUCAAAGCUUGUAACGUAAAAGCAUUUUAAGAACUGUCCUUUCAUUUUGAGUUAAAAGAGGCAGCUCGUGUUUAUAGAUCAAUUCAGAUAAAACUGAGAACUACAGUUGUGCAUUGCUAUGGAGAUUCAUUUGAGUUUGUGUCUAGGCUGACCUGUGAAUAUAAUGUACAUAUAAUUAUGUCACUGUAUAAAUCAUUGCAAUAAACCUGUCAAUUAAGAUAUUUUGCCCCAGUUGCACAAUCCAUGAUUUGUAAUGUAUAGAUAUUCACAAAAAUAUGAUUUUGAAUAAAUUGAAUAAAUGAAAAUUAUA
Messenger RNA from Phycodurus eques (leafy seadragon), 1651 nucleotides. It is a transcript of the gene lbhl, whose product is annotated as LBH regulator of WNT signaling pathway, like. The transcript is spliced from 4 exons. Bases 286 to 834 code for a protein of 182 amino acids. Gene Ontology annotation, biological process: positive regulation of DNA-templated transcription. The record is from RefSeq and is a predicted model, not a curated record. Lineage: Eukaryota; Metazoa; Chordata; Actinopteri; Syngnathiformes; Syngnathidae. Gene Ontology annotation, cellular component: nucleus.